Sphaeramia orbicularis (orbiculate cardinalfish) is the source of this 6179-nucleotide messenger RNA. RefSeq names its product mediator complex subunit 1 (gene med1). Gene Ontology annotation, cellular component: mediator complex. The coding region runs from base 1 to 5478 and encodes 1825 amino acids. Gene Ontology annotation, molecular function: nuclear thyroid hormone receptor binding; nuclear vitamin D receptor binding; nuclear retinoic acid receptor binding. The transcript is spliced from 16 exons. The record is from RefSeq and is a predicted model, not a curated record. NCBI's taxonomy places the organism in Eukaryota, Metazoa, Chordata, Actinopteri, Kurtiformes, Apogonidae. Gene Ontology annotation, biological process: regulation of transcription by RNA polymerase II; cellular response to thyroid hormone stimulus.
AUGGCGGCGGGGCCUGGUGUUUCUAUGCAAAGCGGUAGCCCUGCGAGAGAACUAACUCUCUCUGUUCAGCAAGGAGGAAAUCAAAAUCAUGCAGAUCGGAUCAAAACAGAAGAGGUGUCCGAAUCAGAGAAGCAGAGUCGCAUGGCUGCUUUGCUGGAGAGACUUCAUGCCAAACACAAUGCUUCUCGGCCAUGGCAGGAGACCAGCAAGGUGGUGCGUCAAGCAAUGGAGAAACGUGGUAUGAUGAAUGCUGCAGGUCACCAGCUCCUGCUUACCUGCCUGGAGACGCUGCAGAGAGCGCUGAAAGUUUCAUCUCUGCCCUCCAUGACAGAUCGAUUGGAAUCCAUUGCUCGACAAAACAUGCUGGGCUCCCACCUCAGCCCAUCAGGGACAGAGUGUUAUAUCACAUCAGACAUGUUUUAUGUGGAGGUACAACUGGACACUGGUGGUCAGCUAGUGGACGUCAAAGUGGCUCAUCAGGGAGAAAAUCCUACGAGUUGUCCUGAGCUGAUUCAGCACCUAAGAGAGAAGAACUUUGAAGAGUUUUCUAAACAUCUGAAGGGGCUGGUUGAGCUAUACAAGCUCCCCGGGGAUAAUAAGCUGAAAACCAAGAUGUAUAUAGCACUACAGUCUCUAGAGCUCGACCUCACUAAGAUGAUGCACAUGUUCAGGCUAGCAACCAAUGCUAAUACAGUGGACACAAUUCUUCAUGGCAGUGUGGGUCUGCUGACAGCCCGGAGUGGGGGACACCUUGUUUCUCUUCAAUGUUAUGUGUCCCCUUAUGACAUAUUUGAGGAAGGAACGGGUACACAGCUCAACUUAACAGAUAGCAAUGUGCCACGCUCACUGGGUGUCAGUGUAUCUGUGACGAUCGAGGGAACAUCUGCAGUCUACAAGCUCCCAAUUGCACCACUAAUUACUGGAUCCCAUCCUGUGGACAACAAGGGGACACCUUCUUUUUCCACUGUGACCAACUCCAACUGUGUGGACCUGCCAGCUUGCUUUUUCCUCAAGAUGAAUCGGCCCAUGCCUUUCUCACUGUCCUUCAUUCAAAGGAUGGGCAAUGCCACGUCAAUCCCAGUGUUUGAGAGCCCCCCCAGCCUUUCUCCUCUGUACCAGUUAAUUGUCCAAAGCCAGCUUCAGCUCCUGGAGGAGGGAAGUUCCACACCACCACCAUCACACAACAUGCAUUUCUAUUCAAUUUUGCCAGACCAGCAACACUGUUACUUCUUGAAUGGCGAUGCACCGGUGCAGGAUGGUCAUUCUCUUCAAGGAGCACUGGUGUCCAAGAUCCCAUUCCGCCAUCCAGCACAAGUACCACCCCUGCUGGAUAUCAUCAGGCACCAGGCAGCCUAUAAUAAUCUGAUUGGCAGCUGUGUGAAACAAACUUCCGUCAAGGAGGAUAAUGCAGGCCUGUUGCAGUUUGAAGUUUGCCCACUCACUGACUCCAGUUUUAGUGUCUCUUUCCAGCAUCCAGUAAACGAAUCAUUAGUCUGUGUGGUAAUGGAGGUCAUUGACUCCCUACAAGUAUCCUGUAAACUUUAUAAAGGACUGUCAGAUGCCCUUAUCUGCACAGAUGAAUUCAUAACCAAAGUAGUGCAGAGAUGCAUGUCAAUCCCUGUCACUAUGCGGGCCAUUCGGAGGAAAGCAGAGACCAUCCAGGCAGACACUCCAGCCCUGUCACUGAUAGCACAGACAGUCGAGACUAUGGUGAAGAAUAACCUGCCACCUUCUGGAAGUCCUACCUACAAUAUGGCGGGAGGCGACGCUAUGGGACUGCCUGGGCUCACAGGGGGCAACACGCCGACUGGAGGUGGACCCCCCGGAGGACCUAACUUUACAGGUCCCAUCACUUUACUAUACGGGAUGUCCCGAUCAGACAGACAAGCCCAAGGAGGAGAGUGUGCAGCCCAAGGCGGGGCAGCUGGCCAGCAACAGAUACAGCAACAACAACAAGCAGUCGGAGGCCAUUCAGAUGACUACAACAAAGUUACCCAGAAUCCAAUACUGACAAGUCUGUUACAGAUAACUGGAAGUGUAGGCUCCAGUCCCAGCUCCCAAAAUGCACCACCACCUCACCAAACUCCACCACCAACAUCUUCACCUGCCAGCAACACCAAGAAUCAUCCUAUGCUGAUGAACUUGUUGAAAGACAACCCCACCCAAGAUUUUGCUGCACUGUAUGGCUCUAGUCCGUUAGAGAGGCAGAAUUCAUCAUCUGGCUCACCGCGUACAGAUGGAAUGGGUGGAAGCUGCCCUGCAGGUAGCGGAAAAAUCAAGAAAAAGCGCCCACGGGGGACAGAAAAGGGUGGUGUGUUGCCGGGUGCUGCUGCUGGUGCAGGGGGAAGUGGUUUAGGCAUGAAAACACAGCAGUCUUCUAUGCAGCAACACCAUCAGCACCACCAGGUCACACAUGAGGAUGACUUCCACCGUGAGCUCCUCUCUAUGGAUGUGGACGCUUCUCAAAAUUCUAUCUUUGAUGUAAACUUGACUGGUGAUGGAUUAGAUACUCCCCAUAGCAUUACUCCUGCUCCCAGCCAGUGUGGAACUCCGCCCUCUGGACCCAGCAUGCCUUACUCACAGUCUCAUGUCCAGUCUCAGCAACAACCACCAGGCACUGUACCACCUCGUAUGGUGCGCCUCUCUAGCUCUGAUAGCAUUGGGCCUGAUAUCACAGAAAUCCUGUCAGAUUUGCCAGAACAGACAGGUAAGGGCAGUGGUGGGAGUCAUGGGCAGCACCCCAUGGGCAGUGGUGGGGAUGAUGGAGGUCCCCUUGGUACCCCCAUACGUGACUCCUCUAGCUCAGGGCAGGGCAGCGCAGUCUUUGAUUCAGCAGACAUUUUCAAUACCAACAGCAAUGAAAAUCCUUUUACAGAUGCUGUUGAUUUGAUUGCUGAGGCAGCUGCAACUGCUGCCACUCCCAACAGCGAUUCCUCUUCUACUAACUUCUUCCCUGAUGCCAAUGAUUUUAACCCUGACUUACUGACCUCUGGCCAUGGAUUUCCCCAGAACUACUUUGAUGACAGCUCUCCAAGCGCUGAUGGAGACAUGGACUUGGUCAAGGGCUUUGGAGGAGGUAGCCAGCAGAAUACACCUUCAGGAACACCUCAGAACCCCACACCACAUGGACAAAGCACCCCAGAACCCUCCCUGAAGGAUCCUUUUGAUAUGGGUAUGGUUUUUGGAGGCAGUAGUGGUGGGGGUAAACCACUUCUAGGCCAAGCUCCUGAUUUAGGAGACACGCAUGGUGGUGGCUCCCAGAGCCCUCUUAUGAUGAGUCUGGGAGCUACAUGCAGUGACUUUAAAAGUGCAGAACCCAAAGUGAAACAGCAGCAACAGGCACUUAUGCGGCCAAAAGAUGAGAAUGGUGGAAGUGGAAGCAGCAGUUCCAUGAUCGGAAUGGGGAGCAGCUCAGCAGAGAGCAAACAGGUAAAACGAAGCAGAACCCCCUCUAGUGAGGGAAAGUCUAAAGAUAAACCCCCUAAACGCAAAAAGAUGGAUCCUGAAGGAAAGUCCCCCUCCCAUAGUUCUGGAGGACGACCCUACACUCCCCCUAGUGGUGGCUCAGGCUCUGGUGGGAGCAUUAGUGGAGGAGGCUCCAAGUCACCUGGUAGUUCAGGUCGUUCACAAACUCCUCCUGGUGGUGCCACCCCUCCAAUACCCAAAAUCACAAUUCAAAUUCCCAAAGGGACUAUAACUGGGGGGAAAACUUCAUCCCAUAGUGGAUACACAUCCAGCAGCUCUGCCACAAGCAGCACAGGGGGAAGUGGGGGAACAAGUAGCAGCAAAAGUCACCAUUCACACUCUUCUUCUUCUGGGAAGAUCAAGAACAAGGAUGGUUCAAUGACCCAAAGCAGCAGCUCCAAGCCAGGGAGUGGAGGAGGUGGAGGUGGCCAGUCUCAGUCUAAAGGCUCCUCUCAGGGUAUGGGUGUAGGCAAACCAGGAUCAUCUCCAAUCACUAAGCAUGGUCUCUCUGGACCAGGAGGUAGUGGAGGUGGUGUUGGGAGUGGUAGUAAAAUUAAACCUCAGAGUGGCAAACCACCUGGGUCUCUUAUGAAUCCCAGCAUUAAGCCCAACAUUUCCCCUUCUCACUCCCGCUCCAGUAGCUCUGGUGACAAAAUGUCCUCUCCUAUGAAAAUGCAGCAGUCCCAGGUUCCAGGAACACCUCCUUCCUCAAAAGCUAAAUCUCCAAUGGGCUCUGGAGGUAGCAGUUCAGGAGGGUCCAAGUCUUCUUCAAGUGGUGGUAUGAGCUCUCAGAAGCCAAUGGGUGGGAGCUCUUCAUCUGGUUCUGCAUCUUCCUCAUCCUCCAGCUCCUCCUCAUCGGGUUCUGUUACAUUCUCUGGAGGCUCACAGUCUCAGUACGGGGGUGGCAGUGGAGGAAGUGGAGGGGGAGGAGGAAGUGGAGGUGGAAGUGGAGGUGGUAGUGGAGGAGGAGGAGGUGGAGGAAGUGGGAGCAACAGUGGAAGCAGUGGUGGUGGAGGCCAGAACAAUGCAAACAAUCCAAAUGCCAAAGGGAAGUCACCGAGUCGAAACAAAAAACCCUCCCUUACCGCAGUCAUAGACAAACUGAAGAGUGUGGGUGGUGGAGGAGUUGGAGAAGAUGGAUGUGAAGUAGGGCCGCCUGGAGGGGGACCUGGGUCAGGAUCUACUCCUGGAGGCGGUUCUGGAAACGUUCCUAGCAGUGGGUCUUCAAACAUGGGAUCUUCCAAGCAUGCCACUUCUUCUCAAAGUGGGGAGUACAAGCGGGAGAAGUCUGACAAGGAGGGAAAAGCAAAAGUUUCAGUUUCAGGUGGAAAUAGUGGGGAUAAAAAGCUGAUGGACCCUAAAACAGGAGGUGUGGGUGCAACUGGUCUGGCCAAGAUUAUCAUUAGCAAACCUGAUGGUGGCUCACCUAGCAUCAAAGCUAAAGUGACCCUUCAGAAGACAGGGGAAGGAUCCGGGGACUCCAUGCGUCCCCAGAUUUCUAGCCUCAAAGCUUCCCCCCUCUUCAGUGGAUCUACCCCUAAGCAUGACCGCUCCUCCCCAAGCCACAGCCGUUCACCAGGAUACACCCCGCUCAACCACGACAGCGAGAGCGAGUCAGGCAGCAGCUCAGUGGCAGAGAAGUCCCACCAGAACAGUCCCAGCUCAGACGACGACCAGACCAUGCGCCCACUACCUCCCCAGGACUACAUGAGCUCAAUCCCCCUCAGCUCAGGGGAGAAGCACAAAAAGCAUAAAAAGGAGAAGAAGAAGCAGAAAGAGAGGGAACGGGAGAGGGAUAGAGACCGAGACCGGGACAGGGAGAAAGAGAAAAAGAAGUCUUCCAUGUCCAUGGGGCCGUCUUCUCAUCCCAUAAAAGCAGACAGUUGGUCUCGGUCACCGAUCUCAGCCUCAGAUUCAUCUUUGUCCAUGCUGGGUCAAUCCCGGUCAAGCCCAAUGUACAUGGGAAAUGAAGACGAUGACCUCAUGGACUCAGCCCUCACUGGCAACCUUUAGUUUUAUUUGGAAAACCUCUUAUUUUACUAAUUAUUCCAGACACCUUUGUAAUACAUGCUUUUUAACAUACAAAUUAAACUCUUAUUUAUUUAACCUGAGCCACAAAUUUGAACAGCAUUUAAGGAUAUUUGUCUGUUUGAGGAAUCACUGACCUGUUAAAGCUGUAUUUUAAUAUCCAUGUAUGAGGAUUUGGGAUGUUGGUUUUUUAUGAAGGUGGUUGCUAUACUGUCAUCUAAAUCCACUCCACAACACCAACUUCCUUAAUUGUUAUUAAGGAAUUGGCUUCAAACAGUAUAUUUUCAGAGAAAUAAACUUUAUUUUUGUUUUCUUGUUGAUUUACCUGUAAAGUAAAGAAAAGUCGGUUAUGUCAUGAUGUUUCCAUAUGUAAUACACAGGCUUUCUUCAUAUGUCAUUGUUAAAAACAUACCAGAAUACUGUAUGUUGUCCAAGUAUAAAGUAUGUUUUACAGCAAGUAUUGUAAUGCAAGAAGGGUACAGUGUUCAGUUGCCUUGUUUUUCAAAUACAACUGGGAAUUUUGAUACCUUUAAAAUUGUUUAUGUGUAAAUUAGUAUAGUUAAAAGAGAACUGCAACAGAUAAUGAUGUUGAUAAAGGGGGGAAAGAGACAUGCUGUUAAUUUUUUAACUGUAGUUUUGGAAGCUUGAAAUAAACAUUUCAGUGCUGGAAAAAGCUCACUACCACA